CUUCUGCGCGGUACACCACAGGCCGGACCGCCGAAGAGCGCGCGCCCGGAAGCGGCCCGUCGACGGCAGGAGGGGUCAUGGCUGCCGCUGCGCUGGGAUCUGUGGUGCGCGCUCUGCGCCCGACAAGCUGGCUUCUGGGGAGUUGGCAGACUCAGAUUAGAGACACCCACCAGCGAGCUUCUUUGCUGUCCUUCUGGGAACUCAUUCCAAUGAGAGCAGAACCUCUUCGAAAGAGGAAGAAGGUAGAUCCUAGAAAAGACCAAGCAGCAAAGGACCGUUUGAAGAAGAGGAUCCGACGACUGGAAAAAGCUAGCCAAGAACUAAUUCCCAUUGAAGAUUUUAUUACCCCCGUGAAGCUUUUAGAUAAAGCAAGACAGCGGCCUCAGGUGGAGCUCUCCUUUGAGGAGGCUGAGAGAAGAGCUCUGCUUCUGAAGAAGUGGUCCCUGUACAAACAGCAAGAGCAUGAGAUGGAGAGGGACGCCAUCAGGUCCCUGCUCAAGGCCCAGCAGGAAGCUCUGCAGGAGCUGCGCCUCACAUCUCCAGAGCUCCAUGCAGAGGCCAUCAAGCGGGACCCCAGCCUGCUCCCUUUUGAGAGGGAAGGGCCGCAUUACACACCACCGGUCCCUAACUACCAGCCCCCUGAAGGCAGGUACAACAACAUCACCAAGGUAUACACACAGGUGGAGUUCAAGAGAUAAGACUGCAGGCAGCUGUCCUCAACAUGCUGGCUUUGAGAGCCACUGUGACUCAGGUUCAAGUCUGCUUUUUGCAAAAUAAGGCAUGCUGUUAAUAAAUAUAAGUUUACUCAAAA
Molecule: messenger RNA, 811 nt
Organism: Loxodonta africana (African savanna elephant)
Lineage: Eukaryota; Metazoa; Chordata; Mammalia; Proboscidea; Elephantidae
Gene: MRPL40
Product: mitochondrial ribosomal protein L40
Exons: 4
Coding region: 78-698 (206 amino acids)
Cellular component (GO): mitochondrial ribosome; mitochondrial large ribosomal subunit
Source: RefSeq, a predicted model, not a curated record